AUGCACGUACGUUAUCUUUUAGUUGCUUCAAGUCUAAAACUUAUUAUCGGCGUCCUUGGGCGCAAUAUAAUCGACCUUCCCUCCAACUACGAGACCGUUCCGGUCGUGUCCAAACUCCAGGGCCCUGGAGCCACUCAAAAUCAGCUGGCUCGUGAUCUUGGUGGUGAGAGAUGUGGUGCAGGUUAUGGUCGCUGUUCCAACGGCAACUGCUGUUCUACCGCAGGAUACUGUGGGAAUACUACGGCUCACUGUCGUUCUCCGGACUGCCAAAUCGACUUUGGUCAUUGCGAUGCACACGCCACUCCGGGGGGUCCGUCGACAGAAGCUAUUCCUCGUCCCAAGAUUGGCAAAGUUCCUUACGGCCCAACUGCAAUUCGUUCUUGCACUACCCCCGGAACCGUUGCUUUAACCUACGAUGACGGACCCAACCAAUACACCCGUGACCUUCUUGAUCUUCUGGAUAAAUAUGGCGCCAAGGUUACUUUCUUCGUCACCGGAAACAAUAACGGCAAAGGCCAAAUAGACAGCCCCGAUGUCCCAUGGGCUUCGCUCAUUCAACGUAUGGUCCUUAGCGAACAUCAGGUGGCCAGCCAUACCUGGUCUCACCAGGACUUAAACAAGAUAUCCCAAGUCCAGCGCCGAACUCAGCUACUGUGGAAUGAAGUGGCGUUUCGGAAUAUCCUUGGUUAUUUCCCUACCUACAUGCGUCCGCCUUAUUCAAGCUGCACCACAGAUACCGGCUGUUUGAACGACAUGGGCGACCUUGGCUAUCACGUUAUUCUUUAUGAUAUUGACACCGAAGACUACAGUCAUGAUAGUCCAGACACCAUUGAGCGGUCCAAGGAGAUAUUCGAUGAGAACCUAGCUCGCGAAAAGAGCACCAAAUCCUGGCUUGUCAUUGCCCAUGACGUGCACGAGCAGACCGUCCACAACCUCACAGAACACAUGUUGGAGAGACUUUACGCCAACGGAUAUCGUGCGGUGACUGUGGGUGAAUGUCUAGAUGACGCGAUGCAAAAUUGGUACCGCAAAGACAACCAAGUGAAGGUCCCAGGAAAACUUAAGCCGCAACCACCUGUGGAAAACAUCUCGCUUGAUGGAAAGUGCGGUGGAAAGGUUUCCUGCAUUGGGUCUGCCUUUGGCUUGUGCUGCGGUGGAAAUGGCUCCUGUGGGAACUCGACCGACUCAUGCGGAGCUGGCUGUCAGCCAAACGCCGGUUACUGUGAGAGCGAUUUCGGUGGUAACCAACAAACCGGGUCUGGAAUUGUCGGUUCCGACCCAUUGGGUGAUAGCAUCAAUUCUGGCAAGAAGCUUUUCAAGUCAGAAGGAAACUCAUCCUUUCGACAAACUUCUUUGACUCUUGCUUCGGUAUUUUUAUUUGCAUUGGUGUGGCUGUGA
Aspergillus puulaauensis is the source of this 1398-nucleotide messenger RNA. RefSeq names its product chitin deacetylase CDA6. Gene Ontology annotation, biological process: carbohydrate metabolic process. The record is from RefSeq and is a predicted model, not a curated record. Lineage: Eukaryota; Fungi; Ascomycota; Eurotiomycetes; Eurotiales; Aspergillaceae. Bases 1 to 1398 code for a protein of 465 amino acids. The transcript is spliced from 2 exons. Gene Ontology annotation, molecular function: hydrolase activity, acting on carbon-nitrogen (but not peptide) bonds; chitin binding.